AUGGCUGCUUGCGGGGAGAAGCAGUUGUGGUGCUGCUGCUGGAAACAAUCACCAGCAGCAGCAGCAGCAGCAGCAGCAGCAGCAGCAGCAGCAGCAGCAGCACUGGAUGCUGCAGCAGCAAAAGCUUUUGCUGCUGCUGGUGUUUUGUCUCCUUCUGGGCGCUGCCGCUCCUUUGACGCUCAGGCUGAUGGCUGCUUGCGGGGAGAAGCAGUUGUGGUGCUGCUGCUGGAAACAAUCACCACCAGCAGCAGCAGCAGCAGCAGCAGCAGCAGCAGCAGCAGCAGCAGCAGCAGCAGCGGCAGCAGCAGCGGGAAGAAGAGAGAGGAUUAUGUUUUGUGUUAUUUGAGGGGUACUACGCUGCAGCAAGCAGCAAGAACGAGAAGCCUUGCUGCUCCUAGUUCUCUAUCGCAGCAGCAGCUGCUGCAGCAGACGCUUGCUGCUGCUGCUGUUGCUGCAGCAGAUAUCUGUCUAUUGGAAGCGCAUGCAACAGGGACUGUGUUGGGGGAUGCAGCAGAAGCAGCAGCAAUUGCUGCUGUCUUUGCGAGCAGCAAGUUGCUGCAGCUCCACCGACGCUGA
This is a messenger RNA of Eimeria mitis, 576 nucleotides long. RefSeq lists its product as uncharacterized. Gene Ontology annotation, molecular function: fatty acid synthase activity. NCBI's taxonomy places the organism in Eukaryota, Apicomplexa, Conoidasida, Eucoccidiorida, Eimeriidae. The record is from RefSeq and is a predicted model, not a curated record. The transcript is spliced from 3 exons. Gene Ontology annotation, biological process: fatty acid biosynthetic process. The coding region runs from base 1 to 576 and encodes 191 amino acids.